UGUUUCACUUUUGACAAUGAAUACUAUACGAGGGGUUCUGUGAUUAUGAUGGACAUGCACGUUCACUGAGUCUUUCUGCUUCAGUUGCCCGUCCUGCACUGACACGGAUCAGUGCAGCAUCACUACGAGUGCGAGUUGAUGGUUCCAACAGCGGCUGUUGAACUCGCCAACCACACUCGCUCAGGCUGACAAUUUUUGUUCAAACUCCAGGCCGUUUUAUAUUGCAUGGACAAGGCUGAUUCGUCACCGGGAUUAAAGUCUUACGAUUAAAGGGCGUUCAUAACAUUGGCUGGAUCGCAUCUUUUUACGCGGACAGUCAGAAAGCGCGGGACUUGUAUUGGAGAUGAUACUUUUGCCUUGCAGACAGGAGCGGUAACCCGACGACGCAAAUCAUCAGGCCGUUCGAUUAGCCGGUAACAGGACCCAAUCACAGCUUGGAUCCCGUCUAAUUUGAAAUCAUCAUAAUGAUGUUGUGCUCGUCUAGAAAUCCCAUGUGUUGCAAUGCCUAGUAAUAAUGCGUACGACAUCUGUUUAAUAUUUCCCCGGCAUUGGUCGAUCAUCAUGGUGGACCCUGCCGCCUCGGGUAGGCGUAUGGCUGGCGGGGGCGUACGUAAACGACACCGGCAUUUUGCUUCAAGCUUAAGAGGGAUGGCCAUUUCUACAGUACUCAAGAUAAUAGUUGUUGCGUGUAUCGCCAAUCCAUCAACGCCCUCUGUCAUCGGUCAUUCCACAACAACACAAGUGUUGACAGCUGCACUUCAACAUGGAAUCGCAGCUAGUCCAAGCUCCUCCAUACCAGAAGUUGUAAUUCCUGAAACUCCCCAAGCCGAAAGAACCAAUGUGUCUGAAAGCCGGACAAACGUCUUGACAUCUACCGAAACUUAUCUGCCUACUGGUCCGGAGAAUGGAGCCCAAGCAUCGGCCACGGCGGGCAGAACGCCGAGUGAUGUACCGCCGCCGGAGCCCGCGUCUACAACGGGAAUGGCAUCAGGCGUUUACAGAACAUCAUACCCACUGCCUCGGCCUGUCAUCAAUGGUACGAGUGUGGACGUUACAGCCCAUGGAGUCAGCCUAUGUCUCGUCGAGCCUGUUGGUCCAGAGGGAUCCAUUAAUUACUUCCUGAUCACCGAGUCUUACCUUGACGGUACACGGACAUGGAACCGCAGCCACGACCUGCUUAACAGCACAACGGUGUGCGUUCGCAAGCAGGAUCUGGUUGCUGGCGUACUAUACAGCGUGCAAGUGGUCGCACGAGAUGACGAUCGCGGAAGGUCCGCGAGUGAACUCCUGAACAUCACAACAGAACUUCCUCCGAUAGAACUGGUUCUGGAUCCAGUCUUGGAACUCCUAGAAGACGACAUGACAGAGGCGACCAUAGAUUGGUCCUUCCAGAAUCUCACCCACGUUGAGAGGUUUGUCUUCUCCUACAACCAGACCGACAACUAUCCGGGUGGAUUCCAGCAAUACGAGACACAGAAUCUUAGUGGCUCGACCCGUAGCGUCACCCUAAAAGGGAUUUACCCCGGUGCUAACUAUGACCUGUAUCUACAAGGCUUCAGCGGGCCGCACACCACGACUGUCGUAAGGCGAUGGACCCCAGCAACAGAGCCGCCUUCCCAUCUGACACCCCUGGCCACUACCUCCACCACCAUGGAGCUGGCAUGGACCUUCCCUCCACAUACCCCUAGGCCUCUAGUCAGGGAAUUCCUGGUCACCUACAGGGUCAUCAGUGGCAAUCCCUGGAAGCACGGUGGCCAGGCUGUUCAGUGGACCAACGACACUAGAAUUGUUCUGGAGGGUCUGAUCCCAGACGCCAAGUACGAGGUGAAUGUCAGCACCAUCAGUAUCAGCGGUCGGCCCAGCUAUGCCAGAACAGUCAUCCAUGAAACAGCAAUUGCACCGCCCCAUAUCUCCACGGUCUCUGCCACCAGCACCAGCUUCACUCUCGUCUGGGAGCCACCCCGGGGGAACUAUCAACAUAUAGUGACCUGCUCCAACUGCCUGUUGAGGUUUCAGACGCUAGCCCCUGGCGUGAACAGGGCUACCUUCGGAGGACUGAGGCCAGGGAAUGUCUACAACGGCACCCUGGUGGCGCUGAAGGACAGUCUGAUCAGGAGUGAUCCCACCACCUACAGAGAGCUGACUUAUCCACAUGGACCCUCCGUAGUCCACGUCCGGUUGCUGGACCCCCACGGUACCAGCCUAGAAGUCUCCUGGCAUGCCAGUAUCUGUCCUGGCUGCAUGGUAGAUUCCUACACCACCUCCCUCAUGAUCUCCAGGACCUCCAGGCGAUUGUAUUGGAAGCACUCCAACUGCCUGGUCGGCACCUGUCGUGUGGUGUACGACUCACUGCAGCCGGGCCAGGAGUAUCACGCGGAGGUCAACGCGGUCAGGAUGGAUCUGUUUAGCGAUCCGCCAGCAUUAUCCAGGAAUAUAAGAAUACCCCCAGCCACCCCCAGUCACAUCACCUUCACCAAAGUCACCCACACUCAGAUCACCAUGUCCUGGUCCCCUUCCUACGGCAUAGUGGACAAAUACAUCAUCGCUCUGUGCCAGGGGCCUGCCCCUACCGCCGACUGCAUCUACCGGAUCGAAGUCAACUCUUCCAUAACGGAAUUCAAAGGCCUUGAGCUGACGCCCCGCACGAGGUACAACAUCACGCUGAGCGCCAAGUCGGGCGAACUCACAAGCGCUGUCUGGUGGGUUGUCAAGUCAACAACUUCAGACUUUCCAGUGGUGAACAGUCGGCCGCCGAAAGCCCCCAGCGUCAAUGACGUCACCCCGUACACAUUUCCCGUGACCUUUGACACCAGCUAUUUUGAUUCCAACCAGGCCUUGUUGUACUACACCGUCCUGGUGGCCGAGGCUAGCGCCGUAAGCCAUGCAAAUCUCCCGAAAUACGGCAACUUGUCGGAGGGUCUACAGACCCGCACAUGGGCCAAGGCUAUCGGCAGGGAGACCAUACAACGCUACCAGAUUGCUGACAGAUACUCCUAUGGGGAGCUCAUAUCAGAGUCUGGCAAGAGAGAAGCUUAUGCUAAGAAGACCAUCAUUAUCGGAGAGGAAGAUUGCUCAGAAGAAGAGAAAGACGUCUACUGCAACGGACCACUGAAGCAUAAUAAGAUAUACGUCUACCAGUUUCGUGCCUUCACAGCAACUGGCUACGCUGACACUCCAUUCUCACAUCAUGUGAUGCUACCUGAGGAUAAUUCUGGUGUCGUGGCUGGCAUCAGUGUUGUCUUGAUACUUCUUUUCAUCAUCGUGCUGGUUCUGAUCGCCAUGAUUAUGGGACGUAAAUACAGAGGGAACUAUGGCAAGUACAUGGCUGCACGCUCCAUGGAACCCCUCCCCGUCGGUGUCAUGGCCCGUGCCUCUACCAGCCGACGCUUCUCCCGGCCUGUCCGUCUGAUGGACUUCUGCCAUGACUUCCAAGUCAUGAACGCCCACUGCCACUACGGCUUCUCUCAGGAAUACGAGUCCGUCAUGAAGGUGGGCCGUAAGCUGACCAGCAACGCUGCCGUGCUGGCCGCUAACGUCAGCAAGAACCGCUACACCAACAUACUGCCCUUUGACAGGACCAGAGUCAUGCUGAGCCCCAUUGAUGAUGUGGAAGGUUCCGACUACAUCAAUGCCAACUACAUCUCAGGCUAUAACUCUCCGAGAGAGUACAUCGCAUGUCAGGGCCCACUACCAGGCACAGUGGAUGACAUGUGGAGGAUGAUGUGGGAACAAGACGUCGCAACCAUCGUCAUGUUAACGCAGCUGGUAGAAAAGGCAACGGUAAAAUGUGACCAGUACUGGGAGGAUGACAACACGCCAUACCUGCACGGUGAAAUUCAAGUCACUUUGACAGCUACUACAGAAUUGGAACAUUGGACGAUCCGAGACUUUACUCUUGAAAAGGGUGAUGCCACCAAGAAGGUGCGACAUUUCCAUUACCUAGCCUGGCCAGACCACGGGGUACCAGACUCCAGCACCGCCCUCCUGAGUUUCAUCCGGACAGUGCGGACACAGUUUCCAAAGAACGGGACACCGACAGUUGUCCACUGCAGCGCUGGGGUUGGACGCACUGGGACCUUUGUGUGUUUGGAUCGUCUUAUGAAGCACAUGGAGGAGUUUGACUUUGUUGACAUCCUGAGUGUGACCUGUGACCUGAGAAUGCAUCGAAGCUACAUGGUCCAGACGGAGCAACAAUACGUCUUCAUCCACAAGUGUGUCCUGGACAUGUUAGAGGAGAAAGGAAUCGCUCCCAAGCGUCUUCCCAGCAUCUCCUCCCUCGACACCUGCGACAUGGCUUCCACCCGGCAAGGCAGCGACGCCUCAGCCAUCAAACGACGCCUCUCCGACACCGAGGGCGAUACCGUCGAAGCCGAGGACGUGGUGGUGUUUCGUCAACACCUGUCCCAGGACUUGGAGGAGGAUGACGCCAAUAAGAGGUUCUCCAUGUACAGCAUGGGUUCGCCCAAGCGAUCACUGAUUGAAGACGGAAGUGAGGGGCGGGCGUCGCCCUCACCAAAGCGCCGCAGCAGCAACGGCUCGGCCAAGAAAAUGUCCAAACACAUGAAAGAAGAAUUCGUUUGAUUCCUGAAGUCACAUUGUUUGGUGAACCCAGAAACUGAAGUUCCUGUCCUUCGUUAAAGCCUGCCCAAGAUCACUGCUCUUCAAUUGAAAGUGGAACAUUCGUCUUAUUUAUGUCAUAACUCACUCCAAAACGUAUAUAAUUGAUUAGAAGUUGAGAGAUAUGAUCAGGUGUAUUGAGCCAAGAAUCACCGAAGGACUUUAAAAUGUUGUGUUUUCAGUGUCCAGUGUCUGUUGAGUUCCAUGGAUGAUUCAGUCAAAUAAAUGAUUUAUGUGGAAGUGUGAUGAUGACCUUAUAUUACAGCCAUUUCACUGAAAAUAUGCCAGAAAUAAAGAUGUAUCUUAACCUUGAAAAAGUAAAGUUUGUUUCACAAACUAAGCCUGUAAAUAUUACUACCUGAAAUUUCAUGUGAGAUAGGAUAUCCAUUACACUCUCUUAUUUUUCCUUUAAUGAUAGCGACAAAACUGCCAAGCCUGCUUAUGUAAAUACUUGCUAAUCAAAAUGGGCUUGUGCACAAUAAACAUUUGGAAUGGUAACAGUAAUUUUUCUAAAAGAGUAUUUACAUUUUUCGGGGUUAAAACGGAGGGGAGUUUAGAAAGGAUUGGUCCUGACUUUCUGAAUGAGCCAGGAUGACUUUCACCCUUUAAGUCUUUCCUUUAACAUGCGAACUGCACAAGUUAAACCUUUCAAUACAAUUUCAAGACAUACAUGGUAUUUGUCGGAUCUACUGGGGAAGUGUUUAUCUAAGGGCACUUUUUAGUGAGAUUUUGGGGGUAUUUCAGGGUAAUGUCUGAAUACAAAUUAUUGGAUGUUUAUAAAGCAGACCAACUUGCUUCUAUAACUUGGAACUGAAAUUAUGCCCUGAAAGAUAAAUUUCUUUGUGGUUUUCAUUUUUUUUUAUAAAGUGUAAAACUAUUUCUUCCUGUUAACAUUUGAAAUAUGUAAUGUAAAAUAUUGAUGCUUCACUCUGCAAUUUCAUAACAUGAUAACAAUGUCCUUGAUGCAUACUUGCAAGCUGUGGGUUGGUUUACAAAUCUAAACAUUUCACUGUAAAAUGUGCGGAGAGCAACGUGAACACGCUUGAUUGGCUCUUUUGCCUGUCAGCAUCGUACAGGGGCCAAUUUCAUGGCGCUGCUAAGCACAAAAAAUUUGCUUAGCACAAAAGUAGU
Patiria miniata (bat star) is the source of this 5748-nucleotide messenger RNA. RefSeq names its product receptor-type tyrosine-protein phosphatase H-like. Lineage: Eukaryota; Metazoa; Echinodermata; Asteroidea; Valvatida; Asterinidae. The record is from RefSeq and is a predicted model, not a curated record. Gene Ontology annotation, biological process: protein dephosphorylation. Gene Ontology annotation, molecular function: protein binding; protein tyrosine phosphatase activity.